Molecule: messenger RNA, 447 nt
Organism: Juglans regia (Persian walnut)
Lineage: Eukaryota; Viridiplantae; Streptophyta; Magnoliopsida; Fagales; Juglandaceae
Exons: 1
Coding region: 1-447 (148 amino acids)
Source: RefSeq, a predicted model, not a curated record
AUGGGGUUCACCAUGAGUCUAAAUCUGCUACUUCUCGUAGACAUGGUGGCCACCAACAUCCUCUCCCUCUACCAUCUCUCCUCCACAAUUCAAACCUCUGGGAAACCCCCAGCUCCACCUCUAGUCCCUGAUCGCCUCACCCGCCUCCAACCCACUCCUAAUCUUGCCACCAAAGCUAUCGUCGCCACCACCACCAUACCAUCGGAUCUCCUCCUCUACUCCCUCUUCUCUCCCAUCGCCACCUCCUGCCACUACCACCCAGAACUCCUCCACCGAUAUAUGAAUUAUACCCCAUUCUCUCUCUUCCCUCAAGACUCCAACGAGGUAGCCGAGUCCCUCAUCCUACGUGGCUGCCAUCCACUCCCUCGCCGCCAAUGCUUCUCCAAAACCCCACUAAAACCCACUAAACCGCCUCACCAUGACUUCGAGGUUUUUUCGGCGCUUUGA